CUGGGGAGCAGCUGAGUCGAGCGGAGCUGAGACGGGCGGGAGCGGGAGUCCGAGUCCGAGCGCGAGCCGGAGCUGGGUGUAGGAGAGGCCGAGGCAGCGAGAGCAGCCCCGGCAGACCGACCCACCACAGACGCCGCCACCGCGCGCAGCCAGGGGGGCCGGGCCCAGGCCUCAGCCGGGCGCCCCCGGACCCCCGAGCCCUCUCGGGAAGCAGCCGCAGCUGCGUUAGGGGGCAGAAGACACCCACCCUUCCAACCCCGUUGCUUCCCUUAGCAAGGCAGCGAGAGGCGGAGGACUCCAAGGCCUGCCGGGGGCGGCCUUUUUGCGGACAUUCCAGCCUUGUCUGGGAGCUGAGCCCUCCUAAAAGAGGCAGCCAGAGCUUGCGCUUUGGAGCCACGCCUGGUGCCCCCUCCUCAGUUGCUUCCCUGUGGGCUUCCCCUACGGGGAGUGUUUCUCCAUCCAAGGGAGGACUUGUCUCCCCAAGAGUGACCAGGGCCACUACGAGGAGAAGCUAAGCAAGCCCCCCAGCAAUGACGGAGAACUCAGCCCCGGCUUCCAAGCCUAAGAAGGCGAAGGCCUCAAAGAAGUCCACGGACCACCCAAAGUAUUCGGACAUGAUCGUGGCGGCCAUCCAGGCAGAGAAGAACCGGGCUGGCUCCUCCCGCCAGUCCAUCCAAAAGUACAUUAAGAAUCACUACAAAGUGGGAGAGAACGCGGACUCGCAGAUCAAAUUGUCUAUCAAAAGGCUGGUCACCACUGGGGUCCUCAAACAGACCAAAGGGGUGGGUGCCUCAGGCUCCUUCCGGUUAGCCAAGGGCGACGAACCCAAGAAACCGGUGGUCAAAAAGGCUAAGAAGGAAGUCAAAAAGGCAGCGACACCAAGGAGGGCGUCUAAACCCAAGAAGGCUGCCACCACCAAGGCUCCAGCCAAGAAGCCCAAAGCUGCGGCCAAGAAGGUGAAGAAGAAAGCUGCCGCUACCCCUAAGAAAGCCAAAAAACCAAAGACUGUCAAAGCUAAACCAGUGAAGGCAUCGAAACCCAAGAAGGCCAAACCGUCGAAGCCCAAAGCCAAGUCCAGUGCCAAGAAAUCCGCCAAGAAGAAGUGAACAUGAAGUCUUCUUGGACACUUUCUGUCGCUUCUUCUGUAAAUAGUUUUUUUUCUUUUUUUCCAGCCCUAGCCCUAGCCCUUAACCUUGAUCCCUUUCUAUUGCGACUUUAUAAGAGACAGAACUUUUAUUCCUCGGAAAUUGUUAAAUAAUUCAUAUAUUCUUAAUCAACCGAGAACAGUCCAAACAGCCAAUCUCCAUAAUCAUGAGACUUUCCUUAAUUUUCGUUUGUUAACUUGUUUUUUAAGAUCUUUCCAAUGUAUUAUUGGAUUUUAAGUUGUGUGUGUGUGGGGGGGGGUAUUUUGUAUAAAGUACUUUUUGCGGGGUGUGGGGGAUUGAGGUAUUGAAGGGGAGGGGAACAAAUCGGGGGAAGGAGACAGCGCUCAUCCCACCCAGAAGAAAGGAACUUGAACUAAUGCUUUCUCUAGUCACAGCCAUUGGACAGGUCUCCAAAAGGCAGGGUCUGGGGCCCCUCUGAGGGGGACAAAGCUUGCAGGGACAAGGAGGGGAGUUAUGGCAGGAAAGGAAACUCCUCCUAAAUAGAGUACCUUCCCAAACCACGCGGCUGAAUAUUGAGGCAGCCUGAAAUUCUCCUGAGCUCUUGAUUGGGGUUCAGUUGUAUUCGAAAUUUAGUUCCCAAACUGAGCAAGAAAACAGCUUAGUGGAACAGCGCGAAAGAAGCUGCAACUAUUAGCCAUCUUUUUGGGGAGAGCGUUCCUUUGUGGAUGGGAAAGGGUGUAUUGUCUCCUAGCCCCUGGGAGGGUCUUGGGCUGGGGGACGAGAAUCUGACAAAGUGCCUGAAUUUACCCUGAAUAAGGUUUGUGCUUGUGUGUGUCUGCAUAAUCGUGAUAGGUUUGUUUAUUCCUAUAAGUAGGGUUGGGUGAUUUGAAAAAAAAAAAAAAACAAAACAUUUUCUUGCCUAUUUCUUUUAUGUGCUUGCUCUAAAGAGUGGGCUGGUUGACCCAGGCUGGGGGAAUUGGCGGUCCCUGAGCCCUGGCUUUGCUGAAUAGCGCAGAAUGGCGAUUUUUCGGCAAGAGUGGGCUCGGGCCGGCUCUCCCUCUUCCCCGUGCCCUCCAGUCUAGCUCUCCGAUGGGGUCGCCUUUCUGAACCCCAGCUUUUGUCUUAAUGAGCCACGUGUCUAUCAUAGAAAAAGCCCAACCUCUUUAGGAACCUUUUUUUUUCUAGGUAGUUUUACUCGUAGAUUAGGGGUGGGGAACUGGGAGGGAGUGGGUGGGGAGGGGGGGAAAGGAGCGGAGAAAGACAUCAUGCAGUCAAUUUUGAAUUUGCUCAAGUAGUUUCUACCGAGCUGGAUCUAAUGUACCUAGUCCUUGCUUAAGUUUGCUUUGUGCUGCCCCACUGUGGGGCGAUGAGUAUGUAUGUAUGUUUGUUUCUAAGUACCUAACUACCCGAGGAAAACCUGGCAGGAUUGAUGCCUGCGCCCUUCUUUCAUUUGCUUUGUAUUUUAUUUUGAGUGUGAUUAUUGCUGUCUUUGUAAUUUUAGAGUUUGAAAUAAAAUUGAAAAAGGACCCAAAAAAACCCAC
Molecule: messenger RNA, 2647 nt
Organism: Gracilinanus agilis (Agile Gracile Mouse Opossum)
Lineage: Eukaryota; Metazoa; Chordata; Mammalia; Didelphimorphia; Didelphidae
Product: histone H1.0
Exons: 1
Coding region: 531-1106 (191 amino acids)
Biological process (GO): nucleosome assembly; chromosome condensation; negative regulation of DNA recombination
Cellular component (GO): nucleosome; nucleus
Molecular function (GO): nucleosomal DNA binding; structural constituent of chromatin; double-stranded DNA binding
Source: RefSeq, a predicted model, not a curated record